This is a messenger RNA of Sus scrofa (pig), 677 nucleotides long. NCBI's taxonomy places the organism in Eukaryota, Metazoa, Chordata, Mammalia, Artiodactyla, Suidae. The record is from RefSeq and is a predicted model, not a curated record.
AUGAGGAAUGACAAUGGUCCGACCGCCCGGGCUAGGGUGGGUGCGGAGCGGCCUUGGGCAAGGAAACUGCUUCGGGUCUGCCGAAGGGCACGGCCUUUGUUCCAGAAGCCGGCUGCAGCCCGGGCCUCUGCGGGAGGGGCAGGAGAGAUCCACUUCCACCUCGGCUCUCGCCGUUCCCGCCCUGGGAAGAGGCUGCGGCCUCCGAGACGUGCGCGUCUAGAAAGUGGAUUCCGCCGGAAGGAGAAGCCGGGAACCCGGACAUUUUGCGGGCGGAGGGGGUCGAUCGGCGGCCCCGGUGCGCCAGACGCGCUCACGCCGGACCCGGAGAGCUGGGGAAGGCCUCGCAUCCGCUUGCGGAGGAGCCUGGCGAACAGCUUCCCGAACCUUUGCAGCCAGUCGGGGGAGGCGGCGUGGAGGGGGAGGGCUGUGGGGCCUGGGAACCUGGAGUUCCGGGGGCCGCCGGAUGCGGGCUGCACUUAUGACUGGGAAUCUGCCACCCGCCAGGAGCUCAGGUGUCUCCUGCGCCCCGACCCCCAACUCCUGCUCCUCCAGGAGUCCACAGCUCCCAUCCAGACGUGGGCCUGGGGCUUCUCGCUCUCUACCCGACCUGUUGCUUGCUGUCACCUCCAUAGUGGACUCUGCCCCGCCCACGCAGGUCCUUGAGAAAGGAGGUGGGG